This is a messenger RNA of Gavia stellata (red-throated loon), 2535 nucleotides long. RefSeq names its product SKI/DACH domain containing 1 (gene SKIDA1). The record is from RefSeq and is a predicted model, not a curated record. Lineage: Eukaryota; Metazoa; Chordata; Aves; Gaviiformes; Gaviidae. The transcript has a single exon. The coding region runs from base 1 to 2535 and encodes 844 amino acids.
AUGGGAGACCUGAAGUCGGGUUUCGAAGAGGUGGAUGGCGUGAGGCUCGGCUACCUCAUCAUUAAAGGAAAGCAAAUGUUUGCACUCUCCCAGGUUUUUACAGACCUGCUCAAAAACAUCCCGCGAACUACCGUGCACAAGCGAAUGGAUCAUUUAAAAGUAAAAAAGCAUCACUGCGACCUGGAGGAGUUGAGGAAACUCAAAGCCAUCAACUCCAUCGCUUUCCACGCCGCCAAAUGCACCCUGAUCUCCAGAGAGGACGUGGAAGCCCUUUACACAUCCUGCAAAACCGAACGGGUCCUUAAGACGAAACGGAGGAAAAUAAGCCGGGCGCUGUCAACCACCGACCUCGGGCCGGAGCUCGCACCCGCCGACCCCUUCUCCGGCUUCUGGAAGGAGAACAAACUUUGGCUGGGUUUGAAUGACUCUCCCCGGCCCCUGCUGCCCAUCAGGAGGAAAGCUUUGCGUCCGGGGGACACAGCCUUGCUACCGGCCUCUCAUCUACCUCACAUUUUUAGUAAAUACACUGGCCACAGCUACCCAGAAAUCGCUCGGGCGCCUUGCAAACCCCCCGUAAACUAUGAAACGGCGGCGGCGGCGGGCAGCUGCGCGCCCCUCCGCGCCCGCCGCCCGCCCGCCGCCCGCCCCCCGCCCGCCGCCGCGGCGCGGCCGCGGCUCCCGGCCGCCGGCCCCCCGCCCCUGCCCGCCCGCUGCCGCCGCCGCCGCCACGGGGCGGCCGCCGCCGCCGGCGCGCUGGGCCCCCCCGGCGGCGCCCGCCGGCCCCUGGCCGCGCCGCGGCCCUGCCGGCCCCGCGGCGCCCCGCGGCUGCCGCUGCCGCUGCCCCGCGGCUUCGGGCCGCCGCCGCCCGCCUUCCCCGAGAGCGGCAGCAGCGACUCGGAGUCCAGCUGCUGCUCCGGCCGCGCCGCCCACGACUCGGACUGCGGCUCCAGCCUCUCCAGCUCCAGCGAGGGCAGCUCGGAGGAGGAGGACGAGGAGGAGGAGGAGGAGGAGGACGAGGAGGGCAGCGGCGCCUCGGACUCCAGCGAGGGCAGCUCGGAGGAGGAGGAAGAGGAGGAGGAAGAGGAGGAGGAGGAGGAGGAGGAGGAGGAGGAGGACAGCACCUCGGACUCCGACUCCAGCUCGGUCUCCAGCCAGGUCUCGGUGCAGAGCAUCCGCUUCAGGCGCACCAGCUUCUGCAGCCCGCCCGGCGUGGUCCACGCCAACUUCUUGUACCAUCUGGCGGCCGCCGCUGCCCCCCGGCCCCCGGCCCCGGCCCCGGCCCCGGCCCCGGCCCCGGCCCCGGCGGAGCCCGGCGGGCUGCCCGCCCUCCGCGGCGCUCCCGGCGGAGUCAAGCCGGAGCUGCCGGAGGAGUGGGGCCGCCCGGGCUGGGCUCCCGCCGCCCCGGCGCUGCGCUGCUCCGGAGGCCUGGGGAGCUGCUUCGCGGAGAUAAGAGAUGAUAGGGUGUCCGAGAUCACAUUCCCACACUCCGAAUUUUCCAAUAAUGCCAAGAGUACUGACCUAACAAUUAACUGUGUUGCAAAGGGGGCCUCUUCACCUAGCCCAAAGACAAACAAUGCAUUUCCACAACAAAGAAUACUCAGAGAGGCAAGGAAAUGCCUUCAAGCAACUACUACACACCGUGCAGAUAACAAUACAAUAGCUGCUAGGUUCUUAAAUAAUGAUUUUUCAUCAGCGGCAGCAAAUUCAGAGAAAGAUUCCAAAAUCCCUCAUUGUAUUGAAUUUGCCACGGAUUUGCCCUCUUUACAAACUGAUCCUGAGGAGGAUGCUGCUUCUCCAGGGGCAGCAGCAGCAGCUGAGCUCCAGUGCACUGAUACAGGCAAUAAGGCAUUGCCAUUCCUGCACAGCAUUAAAAUCAAAAUAGAGGACAGCAGUGCGAACGACGAGUAUGAGCCUGACCUUACAACACAUAAGCUAAAGUGUGAGUGCAAUGAUACUAAGGAUGAGUUUUACGGUGUGACUGAGACUAAUAACCAGGACGCUUUAUUAACAGCCAAGGAAGAUUCUGCAUGCACUGAGAAAGAAACCACUUCCUUAAACCCGCUGACUCAGAGUCAGGUCCUCUCAUGCACUUUAGGUACUCCAAAACCUGAGGAUGGGGAGUAUAAAUUUGGAGCAAGGGUGAGAAAAAAUUACAGGACACUGGUUUUGGGAAAGCGACCUGUACUGCAGACUCCUCCAGUCAAACCAAAUUUGAAAUCAGCUCGAAGCCCACGUCCUACAGGUAAAAUCGAGACACACGAAGGAACACUGGAUGAUUUUACAGUUAACAAUAGACGCAAAAGGGUAGCCAGCAAUGUAGCAUCAGCAGUGAAAAGGCCAUUUAAUUUCAUGGCAAAUUUUCCCUGUCCACCAUCACUAAUUAUUGGCAAUGACGGGGAUUUGUUGCCAGCUUAUUCCUUAAACACCACUAAGGAUUCCCAACCACCUCACAAGGCCCAUCCUGUAUGGAAAUGGCAGCUGGGCGGUUCUGCAAUACCUCUUCCACCUAGCCACAAAUUCAGGAAAUUUAAUUAA